Molecule: messenger RNA, 2406 nt
Organism: Durusdinium trenchii
Lineage: Eukaryota; Dinophyceae; Suessiales; Symbiodiniaceae
Source: the annotation of a GenBank genome assembly
AUGUUAAUACUGGCAGCGGGUUUGGCCACCGCACAACCAUCAUACUAUGAUGCAGGUGUCUCUGCAUGUGUACCUGGAGCCGGUUAUGACCAUUUCCCGUUUUGCAACACAUCCAUGCCUCUUGCGGAUCGUGUGCACGAUUUGAUUUCCCGCAUUCCAGAUGGUGUCAAGCCCAACUUGUUGACAGCUCGGGGGCACUUGAAGAGUCGAGGGAGACAAGCUUUGCCAGAGCUUGGAGUGCCCUCCUACUAUUGGGGGACUAAUUGCAUCCAUUCAUCCAUGUCGGCCAACUGCACCAAAGAUGGCCGAUGUUCUACUUCUUUUCCGUCUGGUCCCUCCUGGUCCGCUACCUUCGACCGCAAUGUCAUGCGUAGCAUGGCGGCCGUGGUGGGUAGGGAAACCCGCGCCUUCUUUAACCUUGGCAACUUCACGGACAAUGGACGGAAUGGCAUGGGUCUAGACUGUUGGGGUCCCGUGGCGAACAUCAAUCGAGAUCCACGCUGGGGACGCCACGGCGAAGGAGGGACUGAAGAUCCAUUUCUGAUGGGUCAGCUGGGAGUGGCGUGGACCAAAGGCCUCCAAGAGGGUGAAGAUCAACGCUACAUUCAGGUGGCAGUGACCAUCAAACACUUUGAUGCGAAUUCCUUGGAAGGUGGUGCUGCAGCGGAUCAAGGCUACGACCGGCAUAAUUUCAGCGCAAACAUCUCCAAGUACUUGCUUGCUGACUACUACUGGCCAGCCUUCAGGGCUUCCAUCAAGCUUGGCAAGGCUAAGGGCGUGAUGUGCAGCUACAACUCGGUUAAUGGAAUCCCGGUCUGCUUGGAUCCCUUGAUGAAAGCCGCUCGCGCCGCCUGGGGCUUCGACGGCUAUGUCACCAGCGACUCCGAUGCGGUCAGCGAUGCCUGGCGACGGCAUCACUAUGUGAAGUCGGCUGCGGAGGCCAGCUGUUUGGCACUGAAGCAUGGGCAAUGCGACAUUGACAGCGGCAACACCUACUAUGAUCAUCUUUUGGAAGGAGUGAAAGCAGGCCAUUGUUCCAUGGAAGACAUUAAUCGUGCACUGUUCAACACCUUGCGGCUCCGCUUUGAGCUGGGGCUCUUUGAUCCCAUCAAGGACCAGCCUUACUGGAUGCUGGGCCAAGGUGACAUUGGAACUGAUGAAGCCAAGGAGCUCAAUCUCAUUGCAGCGCUUGAAUCGCUGGUGUUGAUCAGCAACCCUGGAAUUUUGUUGCAAAGUCCUUACAGCUUAGCACACCAUAAGCCCAACCCAUCUGAGGCAGUCUUGGGACCCCAUGGCAAUGCCUCCAUGGAUUUGAUCCAAGUGGACACCGGCGUCGUGUGCCCUCCAAGUCCUUCUGCACAUGCAGGGGAAUGGCAGGCGGAGGCGGCCGAUGCUGGGCAGUUCUACUGCGUGAGGACACCAUACCAAGCCAUUCAGGAGACAAAUGGCAAAAAUGGGACGACCACCUAUGUCAGGGGCUGCGAUUUGUCCGAUGAACUUCCAGGAGGCUUCCAGCAAGCAUUGGCAGCAGCCAAGCUUGCGGACGUGGUCAUUCUGGGGCUUGGUAUAUCUGAACGCGAAACGCUGGACCCAAAGUUCAUGGAGAGAGAAGCGCACGACCGGGAUCGUAUAGACCUGCCUCCUGUGCAGCAGCAACUGGCCAAUUAUAUUAUUGCCUUGGGCAAACCCACUGUGAUAUUUCUGCUGAAUGGUGGCAUGGUGGCAGUGGAAGAUUUCAUGAACAAGAAGAAUGUGGCUUUGAUUGAGGCUUUCUAUCCUGGCAUGGAGGGUGCUAACGCCCUUGCGCAGUCCAUCUUCGGGAUAGCGAAUCGCUGGGGACGGAUGCCUUACACGGUGUACCACUCUAACUGGACGAAGCACAACUCCAUGCUGGACCAUGAUGUGACACAUCAGCGCACCUACAGAUACGGAGCGGAUGCAGUGGUACCGUUUGGUUUUGGUUUGUCCCUCAGCACCUUUCGUUUGGCCUUUGCUUCCGCACCUACCGCGACCUUGCCCUUAGCCUAUGGGAGCGAUGGGGCGGUGUUAGAGACGGUUGAGGUGGAGAUUCGCAACUUGGGGCCACUGGUAGGUGACGAAGUGGUCAUGGCCUACUUCCACCCCAAGAAGGUGGGCCUAACGAUGUACCCGACGAAGUCCCUCUUUGAUUUUCAACGGGUCAAGAAUCUCCAGCCUGCAGCGCGGAUAACGAUCUCCUUUACAAUCACUGAGAAUAGCAUUCUGCUGGCAACUCCCGGUGGUGAUCUGGUUAGAGCUCCUGGUGACUAUGUGCUAACAUUUGAGAACGGCGCAGGGGAGAUUUUGUCGAAGGAUCUCACCAUUCAUGGUGAGCAGGUUGUAGUUGAGCCCUUUCCUGGCAAAGUGUCUUCGGAGAUCUUUGUAUAA